GUGGCAUUCUUAUAACAGUCGAUGGAGAACACCGAUGAACUUUACAGCUGAAGAAAGAACAGGAAUGUUUUCUUUGGAGAGGUUUAGAGAUGUCAGCGAGCAGUUUACUGCUGCAGCUGAGGAAAUAUGUGACGAUGCUACAAGAGCUGCCGUCGAGGACGAGGCAGAGAUCGACCGUCAGCGCAGAAUAGACAUCCCACAGCAACAUGUGUGUAAGGAGGAGGAGGAUGAGCAGCAGCUCUGUCACCAGGAGAGGAAGUCCAGUCUGGACCAGGAGGAGCCAGAGCCUCCACAGAUAAAGGAGGAGCAGGAGGGAGAGUGGAUCAAACGGGAGGAGACUGACAUGUUGAUGCUGACUCCUAAGGAGGAGGAAAGUGAGCACAGAGAAGCAGAUGGACAACUUGAACACCAGCUCCUUUCUCACAACUCUCAUGUUGCUGAGAGUCAAGAUUCCAAAGAGAACAAGCAGAAAGACUCAGAGAUAACUGGAAAAUCAAAAGCAAGACAAGAGAGAGAUGCAAAACACACAGACGCCCCACAGCAACAUGUGUGGAAGGAGGAGGAGGAUGUUGAGCAGCAGCUCUGUCACCAGGAGAGGAAGUCCGGUCUGGACCAGGAGGAGCCAGAGCCUCCACAGAUUAAAGAGGAGCAGGAGGAAGAUCAGCUCAAACAGGAGGAGACUGACACAUCAGCUUUAAAUCGGCACGUUCAUAUUCACACAAGUACAAAGCCAUACACCUGUGGUACCUGUGGAAGAUCAUUCAAGCAAAAACGUUAUUUGGUUAGUCACUUAAAGAUCCAUACUGAUGAAAAACCACAUACCUGCACAAUGUGCAACAAUUCUUUCAGACAUAAACAUAUAUUGGUAAUCCACAUGAGAACACACACAGGUGAGAAACCUUACUCCUGCAGCACCUGUGAAAAAAGAUUCAGCCAGACAUCAGCUUUAAAUCGGCACAUUAAAACUCACACAGAUAGAAAGCCAUACACCUGUGGUACCUGUCGAACAUCAUUUAAAAAGAAAUAUGAUUGGAAUAGGCACUUAAAGAUCCAUACAGAUGAAAAACAACAUACCUGCACAAUGUGCAACAAAUCUUUCAGACAAAAAAAUUCAUUAAUAAUCCACAUGAGAACACACACAGGUGAGAAACCUUACUCCUGCAUCAGCUGUGGAAAAAGAUUCUGUAGGAAAUCAGAUUUGAAUCGGCACAUUAAAACUCACACAGGUACAAAGCCGUACACCUGUAGUACCUGUGGAAAAUCAUUUACACAUAAAUUUAAUUUGGACCAGCACGUAAGGAUCCAUACAGGUGAAAAACCACAUACCUGCACAAUGUGCAACAAAUCUUUCAGACAUAGAAGUAAGUUGACACUCCACAUGAGAACACACAAAGGUGAGAAACCUUACCUGUGCAGCACCCGAGGAAAAAGAUUCAAUCAGAAAUUAUUUUUAAAUCGGCGCAUUAAAACUCACAUAGGUACAAAGCCUUACAAUAAAGUAUCCGGUGGCGGACUUCGCCAGAGUGGAGGAGUUUUCACAGCAGUGAGACGUGACGUGCAGCCGAGCAUCCUCACCGCCUUCAGUAUGGACGGAUUGAAACCACCCCAAACAUUGUGCCUGGACUCCAGGGAUCUUUCGAGGACAUGGAAGACCUGGAGGGAAGAGUUCAUGCUUUAUGUGGACUUGACGGUGCCUGCCGAUGAUGAGGAGAAGAAGGUGAAACUUUUCAGGUAUCUGGUUGGCGAGAGCGGGCGGGAGCUACUCGACACGUUAAUGGGCGAUGUAGCAGGGGAUGCAUGGAGGUUGGAUGACAUUAUCGAAAAAUUCGACCUUCAUUGCAACCCUAGCAUUAAUGAGACUGUGGAACGCUAUCGUUUCUUCACGAGACAGCAAGGUUCAAGUGAGAACAUUGACAGCUACGUCACAGAGCUGAAGUUGCUUACAAAAACGUGCAACUUUGGGACCUUCAGAGACUCACUUAUUCGAGAUAGGAUCGUGUGUGGACUUCACGACGCGGGGAUGAGAGAGCGACUGUUGAGGGAGAAGAAUCUGACGUUGGACACAUGCAUACAGCUUUGCAGGGCAGCAGAGUUGUCCCGGGAGAACAGUGAGGCCAUCACGGGACCCAAGGUGGUGGAAGUAUAUACAUUACAAGGAGCAUUGCACCAGGGACAAAAGCGUGAGUCAACAGAAUACGUCCCACAGCAACAUGUGUGUAAGGAGGAGGAGGAUGAGCAGCAGCUCUGUGACCAGGAGAGGGAGUCCAGUCUGGACCAGCAGGAGCCAGAGCCUCCACAGAUGAAAGAGGAGCAGGAGGAAGAUCAGCUCAAACAGGAGGAGACUGACACAUCAGCUUUGAAUCAGCCAAUUCGUACUCUCACGGGUACAAAGCCGUACACCUGUAGUACCUGUGGAAGAUCAUUCAACCAUAAAUGUCAUUUGGGUAGACACAUAAAAAUCCAUACAGGUGAAAAAUCACAUACAUGUACAAUGUGCAGUAAAUCAUUCACUCAUAAAAGUAAUUUGACAGUCCACAUGAGAAGACACACAGGUGAGAAGCCUUACUUCUGCAGCACCUGUGGAAAGAGAUUUUUUCAGAAAUCAGAUUUGAAUCAUCACAAUCUUACUCACACAGGUAUAAAAGUGUACACUUGUGAUACCUGUGGAAAAUCUUUCUCGCAAAAAUGGCAUUUGCAAAGUCACUUAAAUAUCCAUACAGGUGAAAAACCACAUACCUGCACAAUGUGCAACAAAUCAUUCAGUCUUAAAAGUAAUUUGACAACCCAUAUGAGAACUCACACAGGUGAGAAGCCUCACCCUUGCAGCACCUGUGGGAAAAGAUUUGGUCAGAGAUCAGAUUUGAAUCUGCACAUUCGUACUCACACGGGUGAAAAGCCAUACAUGUGUGGUACCUGUGGGACAUCAUUCACACAGAAAGGUUCUUUGGACAGACACUCAAAGGUCCAUGCAGACAAUAAUGCACAAACUUCCUAAACAUGUGUCAGCUCUGUCAGAAUUCUCUUUCUUAGACUUAAAGAAGCCAAACUUGACCAUACUGAUCCAAGACAGUUUGGCACAUUGAGUUUACGUUUGUAUGAAAUGUGCUAUAUAAAUAAAAUUGAA
This is a messenger RNA of Cheilinus undulatus (humphead wrasse), 3124 nucleotides long. RefSeq names its product zinc finger protein 135-like. The transcript is spliced from 5 exons. Bases 35 to 2995 code for a protein of 986 amino acids. The record is from RefSeq and is a predicted model, not a curated record. Lineage: Eukaryota; Metazoa; Chordata; Actinopteri; Labriformes; Labridae. Gene Ontology annotation, cellular component: nucleus.